Molecule: messenger RNA, 1500 nt
Organism: Closterium sp. NIES-67
Lineage: Eukaryota; Viridiplantae; Streptophyta; Zygnematophyceae; Desmidiales; Closteriaceae
Source: the annotation of a GenBank genome assembly
GCCAAUACGGCUUGUUCCCAAUCCAAACACUGCGCAUUGGGCUGUGUGUCACUGACGAAGAAUGCGACGUUCGCAUCCCGUCGGAGGGAAAGUUUGUAACCACGCUCAAGGCGAGCUCGUGGUGCCAAGUUGCCAAGUCUUCGCGCCAAACCCUAGGGCCCGUUGGCUUCUACAUUCAAACCGAGUUUCAAUUGCCGAAUUGAGGAUGCAACAAAUCAUGUGAUGCGUGAAUUCGACAAUAUGCACAUCAAAUGGUAUGCAAUUUUAUGACGAGGCUCGCAUGUAAAUGGAUCUGGAUUUGCACCUUGCUUUUUGUUUGACGAAGUGCUCCAAACGUUCCGGCGCUGUCUCGUUUCUCGCCUUGGCGUCACAACCAUGGCUGCCACGCGGUAUCGUUCCGCCAUUUCUCGCGGCGCAUUCUCUUUCCCUGCUGCCGGGCUUCCGCGCUUCUACUCUUCAUCUACAGCUAGCGCAGAUCCCGGUGCAGCAGGUUCGACCCCCUCGUCAUGCCAUCGCAUCACAGGCAACGUCGCACAGUCACCGCUUCUGCCUCGUCUGCGAUCAUGGUUCGCAGCGCCCGACCUCACUCCGCCGCCUUUCGCGGGUCCUAUUGGCGGAUCCGACGCGGGGAGCGGAGCGGACGGGGAGGCGCGGGGGGACGCGCAAGGGCGGGGGGAUGCGCGGAUGUAUGUGGACGGACGGGGGUAUGGGCGGGACCCGCGGGGAUAUGGGGGGGAUCCGCGCAUGUAUGGGCGGAACUUCCGCGCGGGCCCGCCUGUGGCGCGUCCGAAGCUGGACCUCCUGGACAAGUACCUGCACCCAUCGCUGAUGUCAGCAGAGGAGCGGCGGGUUGAGGAGAUGCGGGGAGUGAAGGAACGGUUCAGAUUGCACGAGGGGGAUACGGGGUCUAGUGAAGUGCAGAUUGCUCUGCUCACAUCUCGCAUUGCCUACAUGGCCCAGCACCUCCAAACACACAAGAAGGACCUGCACUCGCGGCGCGGGCUGGAUGGCAUGCUGGCGCGGCGGCGCAAGCUGCUCAAGUAUUUGAGGAGGAAGAACUGGGACUCGUACUGCCACGUCAUUGCGGAGCUGGGGCUGCGCGACAGAGUGGAUCUGCAAUCCUAGGUGCAUAGGGGCUGGACUGGAACACUCCCUGUUGCCGAAGCAAAAGUUCUGAGGCUCGCGUGGCCCUGUCAUUGCCGAGAUGGAGCUCCUGCGCCUUAGGGUGAAUCUGCUGUCAUUUUGUUGUCAUCAUGCCAUGCAAGUUUGCCUCGAGGAUGGUACCCAUUCGAGGAAGAAUCAGGGAGAGUGGAUAUGCAAUUGCCGAUGGUUUGUGGUGGCGUAAGGUAAGGCUUAAUUGGCUGCAAACACAGGCCUUGCAGAAUGUAAUGCCCCAAAAAAUACCGAGGACUAGAAGGUAGGAUGUGCGUCCAUUCUAUAGUUGAGCUACUUGAUUGUAGCUGUAUUGCUUCUUGAUUAGAAGAAAUUUUAUCGUACAGC